This is a messenger RNA of Colletotrichum scovillei, 2897 nucleotides long. RefSeq names its product arrestin. The transcript has a single exon. Gene Ontology annotation, cellular component: cytoplasm; plasma membrane; cytosol. Bases 968 to 2629 code for a protein of 553 amino acids. Lineage: Eukaryota; Fungi; Ascomycota; Sordariomycetes; Glomerellales; Glomerellaceae. Gene Ontology annotation, molecular function: ubiquitin protein ligase binding; protein-macromolecule adaptor activity. Gene Ontology annotation, biological process: ubiquitin-dependent endocytosis. The record is from RefSeq and is a predicted model, not a curated record.
UCUGUAUCGAAUCGACCCAACUCAACGCGCCCUCUUAUCCAUACUUACUGCGGGAAUAAACUUGACUUCCUCUGCUUUGCUCUUGUGCUUCCUGGUGAGCGUUUGCAAUAGGCAGCGUCCUUUUCCUUACACUUGCUUUGAGAGACAGCCGGAGCUUUUGAGCCUGCGCCUUCGGUCUCGGCUCCGCAGGCCUACCGGUACUCCCCAACCCAAUUGUCACUCAGCUCAGACGGCGAGGCUUGGAAGAGGGCUCAGCCACACGCGUCUACGUCGCCUCCUUUUCAACAUCACGCGCUGUUCUGUCUAUACGGACAACGUCGAAUUAAUCAUCGCCCAUUACCAGGAAAGCCGAGACAGCGAGUUGUCUAAGCUUUCUGACCUUUUCCGCAUCCCGCGGCGACACCAGACGAUACCGACGACGCCGACUGCGCCGACUGUAGCUUCUGCCUCUUUCCACGACUUCCGACGAAAGCUCCCUCUCAAUUUCUUGAAGGUUUCUGAUCAUCUGAAGCGAGCCUUUCCCUCACUCUUCUUCCGCCAUCGUUCUUGGCUGCCUCACCAUACCAUUCCAUACACCUCACUUCUAACGCAAAACAGUACGCGCAGCCAAGAGAAAAAAAGACCAAGACCGGGAAAAAAUAGACACCACCCCACCUAGGUUGCUUGGACUAGAUUGCCCCUCAUUCCAAUUCGGAGCUCGCACGGUGCAAUACGUUCACUUAAUUGAGGUUGAGGACCUGUUUUGAGACGUCUGGUGCGCCUGUUUGCCUGUGCCUCAUCCCACCUCCGACCGGCGAAACCACCAUUGCAGAGAACCAAAGUCGUGGCAGCACAUUACACGAAGCGCACUGGGUACCUGAACCAUAUACCAUCAACCGACGACACCUCCCACACCACCACCACCACCAGAGGAUAUCCUCUUAAACAAGGAAAGCGCGGACUGAGCGAAUACCAGAAACUCACAACCAUGUCGAUCAGAAUAGCGCUCGACAAUGCGCCAGAGUUCUACACCAACCUAGACAAUGUCAAAGGCCGCGUCGUGCUCCACCUCAGCAGGCCAGAGCAGAUUGGCGGCAUCGUCGUCAAGCUCGAGGGUGAGUCCAAGACCGCCCUCGGCCUGCCGCAGGACAGCUACCACGAGCGUAACACCCGGCCCGGAGGCGGGCCCGGGAGCAUCGCGAGUGAGAACCACAAAAUCCUCUAUCGGGUCGCACAGGUUUUCCCAACGUACGAGGAGGAUCUCGGCGGCGGCGGCUCGAGUUUCUCCCAAAGCUACGUCAUCCAGGGAGGUCAGCACGAGUUCCCCUUCAACUUCAAGCUGCCCAUCAACAAUGCCUGCAGCGAUCCCGUCUCCAUGUCCAAGAUUGGUGGCAUCGGCGGCAUGGGAGGCUUCGGCGCCGGCAUCGGGCCCUUUGGACUCGGUGGCGCCCGGGUCAUGGACGGGAGCAAGCAGCUCUUCCUGCAGCACGUCACCAAAACCUUGCCGCCGUCCUUCACCGGGUUCCCCCGGCAGGCCGAGGUGCGGUACUACCUCAAGGUCACCAUCCAGCGCCCGGGCUUCUUGAAGGAGAACUGGCGGUACCAGAUCGGCUUCAAGUUCAUGCCCAUCGAGCCACCCCGGCCACCAAAGACCUCACAGGAGGCCUUUGCCCGUCGACCUUUCACCUUUAAACCGCGGCCCCGGAGCUUACAGACAAAGAAGUCAACCAUGUUCGGCUCCAGCAGGGACGACGGUACCGGGGACGCCAACGCCGUGCCACCGUCCAUCGAACUCUCUGCCCGCCUGCCACACCCCCCGAUAUUAACGUGCAAUCAACCUUUACCGCUACGGCUCAUCGCAAAGAAGCUCGUCCCGUCACAUGAACAGGUAUACCUCACCUCCAUCCAGAUCGAACUCGUCGGCAAUACCCGUGUACGAUGCCACGACCUCUUCAACACGGAAGUCAGCAAAUGGGUCGUCGUCACGCAGUCCGGUCUCAGCAUCCCGCUUCUCACGGAUCCAACCUCGGAAGACCUGAACCUCGAGAGCGUCAUCCCGGACGACCUGUGGCGCUCCAUCCCGCUACCCAACACCGUCGCGCCCUCCUUUAUGGCGUGUAACCUCCAGCGCUUCUACGAGCUCGACAUCCAGCUAGGCCUCUGCUGGGGUAAACCGCCCACGCGCAGCGGCUUCCUCAACUCGACAAAGGAGAACCCCGCAGCGCAGACAAUCUACCUCCCGCUUCAUUUUUCCAAGAUUCAGAUAUACUCGGGCAUCGCACCGCCGCCGCAGCUGCUCGAGGCGCUCGCGGCGCAGGCUAACAGGCCCGGCGCGGCGACGAUGAGCAUGCCGCCUAGGUUACCACCUCGCACGGCGCAGUCCGCCCCCGUGACGGUUACACAGGGGCGACCUCACGGCCAACAACAGAGACCACCGCAGCAACACCCUGCGAUGGCGGCGCCGCAGUAUGACCCGCUGUACCCGCCGCAGAUGGGCACACCGGGGGCGGCCAACUUUGACGAGGCGCCGCCUAGUUACGAUGAGGCUAUGGCUGCGGAGGCGCCUGCGCCGGGACCGGAGUCGAGGCCGGCGUAUAGUGGCGUUACGAACGAGAAUGCGCCGAGUCAGAUUCCGGAGAAGGGGAAUUAGAGAAGGUGGAUGAAAGCUGAGAAACGGGAUUUGGAAGUGGGUGUGUUUUGAUGUUUGUGUGUUUUGAGAUGCUCGGGCUCUUUGAGAGAUGAGGCGGGUGUACAUGGGGGGGAUGGGAAUACCUUGGGGGGAAACUAAUGAGUAAUGUCGGGGUUUGUUUGGUGUGUUGAGAAAGCUGGUAGAGGCUCGACAGAUGGACAUCGACGUGGACAAGAGGUUAGCGGAUGGUGAAGCGUUUUCGUUUAUUAUACCAUGAUCAAUACUGAAG